UUUCUCGUCAUUUCACGUUGUAUUUUUGCUGCAUAUUUCCUGCUCCGAUUGCCAUCAUCUCGCACUCUGGAGGGAGGUCUCUGAGCCUAUUGUGGUGGAUUCUCAAUUUGGAUUUUCAAAUCUCUUCAUUUCGCAUAGUUUUUUUUAAUUUUUAAUUUUUUUGUGUUUCGCGGUUUGUAUGCAGUAGUUUUUGUCAAGGUUUGUCGGUUUGGUCGAGUUGGACUCUUGGCCGUUUAGCUUUGCGUUCCUUGCUUUUGGUGCGUUUAUGCUGUCGAAGAUCAGUUUCGGAAUGAUAUGAGGCGCAGAAAACUGGUUGAAAGAGAAUAUUUUGUCGGCAGAGGCUUUAAAGCGGACUGUUGCAUUGUAAGUGACCAUGGCGAAGAGUUCUUUCAAGCAAGAGCAUCAUCUGGAGAAGAGGCAGGCAGAAGCUUCAAGGAUCCGUGGCAAGUACCCUGACAGAAUUCCAGUGAUCGUGGAGAAGGCGGAGAAAAGCGACAUACCAGACAUCGACAAGAAGAAGUAUCUGGUACCAGCGGACUUGACGGUUGGACAGUUUGUGUACGUGAUAAGGAAGCGCAUCAAGUUGAGUUCGGAGAAGGCCAUCUUCAUAUUCGUGAAGAACGUGCUGCCCCCGACAGCGGCCAUGAUGUCAUCGAUAUACGACGAGCACAAAGACGAGGAUGGAUUCGUGUACUUCACAUACAGCGGGGAAAACACGUUCGGAGGAGCGAGCGGGUGUUAGCAGGAUGGAAGAAGGGAGGUGGGAGAAGGCGGGUGAAUAAUGGAUGCACAGUUGGAAUGUUGAUAUAGGAGGCGGAGGUGGUGUUGGGUUUUGGGCCACGGGAGUGUAGGUGGGGAUGGAUGAAGUGGAGGUGUGGGGUGAUACAGUUGGGUUGAUGGGGCCAAUACCGUGGUGAAUGUGGGAUGAGGGAUUGGAAGGAGGAAGAUAGUGGUGUAAAUAUGAUUCAGGAAGUAUUGGAUACACAUCAGAGGAUACGAAUCAGCCGAGUGUACAUAGAACCCUGCAUAGGGGCUUCGAUCUGAUACCGUGUAGACAAUGGACAUGUGAUUUUUGCUUAGUGUGUCAGGGUUUGUGGCAGAACUGGAAUAAGCAUCUUGUUUUUAUACCUCCAGUUCCGAAUUCCAGGGGCAAAUGUGACGUGGAGAUGUAAUGUUCGAUGACCACUUUGUUUACCAUGAGCUGCUGAGUAACGGAUGUUGAAUACAGUGCAUCAUUUGCUGUACCAACAAGUUGGUUGAAAUCGGCAUAGCGUUUUAUGCCAAAUUAGCUAGCUUAGGGUACAAUAUAGGGGUGAAUUCAUGAACACGUAGAAUUCUAUUUAAAUCAGUUGGAUCUUGCUCACUCUCUCUUUAUAUAUAUACAUGUAUAAAAUAUUAAUGUAUUAUUCAAUUAUUUAUUUUGUGACUGA
Physcomitrium patens is the source of this 1430-nucleotide messenger RNA. RefSeq names its product autophagy-related protein 8C-like. NCBI's taxonomy places the organism in Eukaryota, Viridiplantae, Streptophyta, Bryopsida, Funariales, Funariaceae. The record is from RefSeq and is a predicted model, not a curated record.